This is a messenger RNA of Nannizzia gypsea CBS 118893, 876 nucleotides long. RefSeq lists its product as hypothetical. The transcript has a single exon. The coding region runs from base 1 to 876 and encodes 291 amino acids. Lineage: Eukaryota; Fungi; Ascomycota; Eurotiomycetes; Onygenales; Arthrodermataceae. The record is from RefSeq and is a predicted model, not a curated record.
AUGUCUCCCUCAAGCAUGGCAAGCAAAGCAACGCCGCAAGGUGCGGUCUCCUCAAAGCUAUUGAUUGGGCUUCCUGAAGGAACACCGCGAAUCAAAUAUACCACUAUGAAAAGUCUAAAGAGUGUUGUUGAUAACCAGGCAAGGAAGAGUUAUGAGGAUCAUUCCCAGAGCCCGUUCCUAGUUGUAGAAUCUGUGCCUUCUACCUUCUUAAAAACCUUUGAUAAAUUAUAUUUAGACCACGGCCCUCAUCUCACCGCAAACCCCAGCGAGAGGAUAGUUAUACUUGAAACUAUGGUUUACCUAGCCCACGGAAUCCUAACCGAAAACAUUUUGAAAGCUAUCCGAGAUAAACUCGAAAGCAUGAGCAUCCGGGACGAAGUUACGACUACCACUGCUUUCCGCGUUACCACUAGGAAGUUCGUUAAAGAAUGCGACGGUGGCGUUGUGCGACUACAUCAACAUCCGAAUGACAUGCAAUGGCCCACCCUUGCCGUAGAAGUAGGGCUGUCGGAAUCAAAAAAUAAGCUUGCCAUCGAUGCCCAAGGGUGGCUUGAGGCCGAAGGGUCUCGGACAUGUGUCGUUAUAACAGCCAAACUUGAACGGGACACUCCCAGGAUAACCUUCGGCCGCUGGGAACUUGACUUCCCACCAUUUCGCCCUAUAACUCGCAAUUAUCAGCCAAUCGGCUCAAUCAAGCAGGAGGUCAUUGCAACCCACGAAGGAGGAGUUACGAGGGUAUCAGGAGACAUGACUAUUCCCUUUGAAAAGAUAUGUGGUCGUCCACGCCAGGGACCAAUGGAGGCAGAUAUUAUUAUUGGCCGAGCUGCGUUUAAAGAGAUCUCUGAACGCUCAUGGGAUAUCCAGGGAUUUAUGUGA